CCCCCUCUCCCGCCAGUCGCCGAGAGUCCAGGAAACUGGAUUGCAGCUGCGGACCGGUUGGGCGAGCCUCGCGCAAGCGCCAGCGGCUGGUGCGCGCGGCGCGAUUGAUGUCAGAGUGUGUUGCUGAGGAGACCGGGCAGUUACUUGUGUCUCCACUAUGGCAGCUCUGCGGUACGCGGGCCUGGACGACACGGACAGCGAGGAUGAGCUGCCCCCGGGCUGGGAGGAGAGAACCACCAAGGACGGCUGGGUGUACUACGCCAAUCACACCGAGGAAAAGACCCAGUGGGAACAUCCGAAAACGGGCAAAAGAAAACGAGUCGCAGGAGAUUUACCAUAUGGAUGGGAGCAAGAGACCGAUGAGAACGGACAAGUGUUUUUUGUUGACCACAUAAAUAAAAGAACUACCUACUUGGAUCCAAGAUUGGCAUUUACUGUGGAUGAUAAUCCGACAAAGCCAACCACCAGACAGAGAUACGAUGGUAGCACCACCGCCAUGGAAAUCCUGCAGGGCCGGGACUUCACGGGAAAGGUGGUCCUGGUUACCGGAGCGAAUUCAGGAAUAGGGUUCGAAACCGCCAAGUCCUUUGCCCUCCACGGUGCGCACGUGAUUCUGGCCUGUAGGAACAUGGGCAGAGCCAACGAAGCCGUGACCCGCAUUCUGGAGGAGUGGCACAAAGCCAAGGUGGAAGCAAUGACCCUGGACCUGGCUGUGCUCCGUAGCGUGCAGCAUUUUGCUGAAGCAUUCAAGGCCAAGAAUGUGUCUCUGCAUGUGCUUGUGUGUAAUGCGGCGGGUUUUGCCCUGCCCUGGAGCCUCACGAAAGAUGGCCUGGAGACGACCUUCCAGGUGAACCACCUGGGACACUUCUACCUUGUCCAGCUCCUGCAGGACGUUCUGUGUCGCUCAGCCCCUGCCCGUGUCGUCGUGGUGUCGUCCGAGUCCCACAGAUUUACAGAUAUUAACAAUUCCUCCAGGAAACUAGACCUCAGCUAUCUGUCUCCAUCAAAGAGUGACUACUGGGCUAUGCUGGCUUAUAACAGAUCCAAACUCUGCAACCUCCUCUUCUCCAGCGAGCUGCACCGCCGCCUCUCCCCACGCGGGGUCACAUCCAAUGCCGUGCACCCUGGGAACAUGAUGUUCUCAUCCAUUCAUCGCAGCUCGUGGGUGUACACGCUGCUGUUCACCUUGGCCCGGCCAUUCACCAAGUCCAUGGACCCCUUUGCCUUGUCAGAAUCAUCUAUGUCUGGCAAGUAUCUCGAAAUACUUUACCUCAGAAGCUAAGCAUGAUUAGCAAAGCAGGAAGCUGUGGACCCAGGGCACAGAAUGACCUCUUCACUCUAGAACUGCAGCAUGACCUUGAACUGUUGAUGAAGCUUGCCUGUUGAUGAAGGAAUGAGGAGGCGCUGAUCCUUCAGACUUCUCUCCUUCCCUGGGUAGCCAGAGGUGAAGGGAGGUGCUUUCCCAGAAGAGGAGGUGGUACUUUAAGAUCAGCGAGAGGCAUCAGUAUUGUUUGCGUGAUUAAUGAGUCCGUGUUGCCAACGCUCUCAUUUAAUGUAUCUGCGCCUCCUAAGAACAUUUCGUUUCGUGUGCUUCGACUGGGUUUGAGAUUUAUGAGGCCUAACUUGCAAGCGAUGUGCGCCUGGAUUAAGGGAACCUGAGACUGUCUAUUUAUGUCCGACCCGAGGAAAUUCCCUGUAAGCUGCUUAUCAGAGUUGCUUGCUCAGAGCAUGAUGGGAAAAUCUGGACUCUGCUCUCAUUCCAUUUUCCCUGCACAUUCAGAAAGUAAGUCCACCUGUAUGUAUCUGCUGACUGAUCCACUUUUGUAAAUUUAGUUUUAUAAUACAUUUACUCUGUGAUUCUCAGUUUUACUCCUAACACCAAACCUUAAGGGUGUAAUCAGUAUAUUCUUCACUGUAAAACAUCAUGUCUGAUCAAGGCGAUUCUGAGAAAUUUAAUGUAAGUUCUUUACCCCCAUCUAUUAAAACACCCAUGAGAUGAACACUUUCUAUCUGUAUUUUUUUUCUUUAUUUGAAAAUUUUUUUCACACUGUAAUAAUUAGGCGUCUCUUUAAAAUCUUGAGAGAAGUGCAUGAAAUCCUGCCACGCGUCUGUCUUCAAUUGCUCCACCAGGGGGCACUGUGGUUUGACUGCCCAUUUAUACGGCCUAUCUUCUUUAGGACACAGAAGCAAUCCUAUCUGGAAGCAAACAGAUGUCAAUUCUUUCUCCUCACUAGCGAACGGCAGUGUUGUCAAGUUUGUUAAACUUAGCCUGCUGUAGAUUAACAUGCAGUGUAUAAUAUGCAUGAGCCUAACUGUAUAAUAAAUAGUAAAUCACAUUUUUAUGCUUUCUCUGAACUUGGAGGCUGCAAGUUAUUAGUUUUUUAUUCCCUGAGUGUGAUGAAAUAAAUAACCUUAAAAUACAUUUUAAAGAUGUCAGUCAGGGAGGGGAAAAAAGUGCUUGGCAACUGUAUUUGAUAGAUUUCUUUUGUGAUUAAUUCUCUUGUUGAGUUUUAAUGACUUUAAAGGUAUAAAGCUAGAAACUACAAAAGUAGGCAUGGUUAAUAAAUAACCAAAAUACCAGGUGUGUAGAGACGCAUCUGUGGAAAACUGAAAUAAAAUAUAUCUCUAGGUUGUAUUUGGAAAUAGCUCUUUGGGGGGAGUGGGUAAGAGUAUUAAAACAGUGAACAAAAGGGUUGCUUUAUUUUUCCAGAAAAUUCUUUCAGAGAGUGCUCCCUAAAAUUCACCUAUGUACACUAAAUUAUUUUAUGAACUAAUGUUUAUUAGCAAGAUCAGUGUCUUGAAACGCCUUUGUCUACCUGGAAUUUUUGGAAGGUGCUUACAAACAUCUCCCGGUUUUUUGUUUUGUUUUGUUUUUUUCUCAUACCUCCUUACCCAGCUCUCUUUCCUGGCUCCCAUGAGAACUGCUUUCCUGAUGAGCUGCCUCUAACAGGCUCAGAGAGCUGGGUCAUUCCAAAAGACAGGAUUGUGUGGACUGCGUUUCAAUAAUACUGUCAUUUUCCCCCUUUCUUGAACACUCAGAGUUUAUGAGAUAUGACCCAGUUUAUCCUGAAAACCUCCCUGCAAAUCGAGGCGGGUGUGAGAACGAAUGUCAGUUUCCAAACAGCAAGCGUAAGGCCCAUCACGGGGCUUGGUGGAUUGUCCCAGCUGUGUGAACCUCCCCUCACCCCACUGGAAGGCCAGAUCCAGCACAUUAGCCCUACAUCCUUACUCCUACCCCUCACAGGCGGCACUGGCUUAUUGACUCCCUAGCACAUCUCAACUUGAGUUCUUAAGCCCAGCAGUUUAGAAACCAAACACACAUUAAUUAAUAUGAGUAAUGACUUGGAAGAGUUGUAGGCCCCCAGAAGAAGAAUGUAUAAAUGGACAUAUUUGCACACAUGCUUUUAUGUCCAAAAGGAGAUAAAUGGUGUGUUGAACACAAUUCCGUCUCCUCCGUGAAGGGCUAUUACUGUCUCUCUCUCUCUCUCUCUCUCUUUUUUUCUGACUCCCCCAAAUAACAAUAGGCCAGGCACAUUUUAAACAGAGCGGCUCCCCGCUCCGAUCUCCAGAACUUCAAAGUUGAAAGAUCUUUAAAACAAACAAACAAACAGACAAAACACACACACACAGGUCUUACUUCUGAAAGCGCUCAGAUUGUAACUGAAGUCUAAUUAUCUGCUUUCCCCAUGGCUGGACUGAGGAAGCAGACAGAAUGUUGUGCCCUGCUGUUUGUAUUAGUUCCUUUCAGAUGACCACACUUGCCCAGUAUUCAAGGCAACUUCCACAGGACUGCACCUUAUCUAAGUAGCCUGUGUUUUAGAAGGAAGGCAGGGUCCUGCCAGGCCCAGACCUGUUCAGGAUGAGAGAACAAAUAAACCCACCCAUCACCCCCAACCCUACAAAAUCAUCUUCUGUUUUUAAGGACUUGGAAUGGGGGUAGGGUUUAGCUCAGAUGUCAGUGAAGAUGAGGCUACCCAGCCAGACACCCACGUCCUGAGGAUCGCUGCCUGCCGGAGUUCAGUGACCUGCCUAUCAAGGCCUGGCUUCUUUCUUGCUAGGGAAGUUGCUGGGUCCUGUGGUUAGCAACGCCCUCCUUCCCAGGCCUGGACGUGCCUCCCAGAUCUAGCUAGCACACACAGCGUGAAGACUGAAGGCUGGAAGGAGCCCCAAGCAUUUGGCCAGGAAGAGGCAACCAAUUCCAGCUGGCCCCAUGUGCUGAGCUUUUAAAAUUACCCAAAUGAACUGACUUUGUAGAGAGUGGGUGGAGAGGACUCCAGGGCUCUCUCAGGGUGGGGGUGGGGGUGUGAACUCAGCCUCUCCUUAAUCAGGAACAAUGCGAUUUGGAGACAGGCGGGGGUUGGCUUUGUAGAGCCCGUUGCCUUAGCUGAGAGCAAGGGACGAGAUGGUCUGGCAGGAAAGUUCACCACUCUGGCUUGGCCCCUUCCAGACCCCUCACACCGCGCGAUCUGCUCGAGUAUCAAGUUGGUCUGUGUUCAAGGCCAGCAGAGCCUUCCCAGAGCCGGACAGGCUUCAGGUUUGGGGGCUUCUGUGGACGUGAAAAGGCUGCCCCCGAGCUGCAAGGCAUCCCUCCAAACGUACUUGGACACCCUGCUCUCUCGUUCCCUGUGGACUGAAGGGCCGUGUUCUCUUGGCCCCGUGCCCAAGUGAGUUCUUGGCACACGUCAACAUUGUAUCGCUUUUGCUUCAGAGGAGAAUCUGCUCAGCAACUCAGCCACUCUGUCAAGCCAGGAGGCUCUCUCCUGUGCUCCUAAAAUUUCCCCCUAACCUGAGAAAGAGAAGACGAAAAUGAAAGGGAAUCUGAGUGUUUCUCCCAUUUUUAUUGUAUUCCCUCCACUCCUCAGAGUGGCUGCUUGGGAAUCUCCACAGCCCUACCCAGCUACCCAGAUGCCCUUUGACCAGCCAGGGCAUGUCACCACACCUGGCCAGCUCCAGCAGUGCCCUGUUCACUAGCUGGCUCCUGUUUGAGGCUAGGGGCUGAUUAGUGAUGGUUUACUAGAGACCUGUCUUAUGGUGAGUCCCAGACCCUGUCUACUCCAUACGGCUCGGAGAGACACACAGGAGAAGUGAGGUGCCCAAGAGCCAUGCCGAUGGAAGAGAAUAUCAGUCGUUGCUCAUUUUUUAAAGGCACACUUAAGAGCAAUAGUAUAUGCAUACACAUUUAUUUUCCAGGGUUUGGGGAUGUAGCUUGGCUGGUAAGGUGCCUGUUGCAUAAGCAUGAGGACCGGAGUUCGGAUCUCCAGAACCCAUUUAAAUAACCUGAGCGCUCAGCUAUAACCCUGGGGAGUUAGCUAUAAUCCCUGGGGAGGCAGAGACAGGCAGAUUCUAGGGUCUCUGGCCAGCCAACCGAGCUGAACCAGCAGGCUCCAGGUAGAGUGAAAGGGUGAUUCAAAGGUGAGGGUGGGGUGGGGUGGAGAGUAGCAGAGGAAGAUACAGAAGGUUGACUCCUAGUUUGCACACUCAAGGAUGUGUGGGCGUUACCUGCACCCAUGUACACACACACAGUACAACACACACACGCUAUAAAACUCUACUAAUAAAAAAGCAAGGCUGGACAGAUGGCUCAGCAUUAAGAGUGCUUGCUCCUCUUCUUUUAAAGUUUGGUUCCCAAAACACAUAUUAGGCAGCACAUAACCAUCUGCAUCUCUAGUUCCAGGGACUGUGACAACUCCUCUGGCCUCUGCAGGCAUCUUCACGCAUAUUGCAUGCAUACACACACACAUACAACACACACACCCACAUACACACAUGUGUGCACAUACACCUCACACACAUAUAACAUGCAUGUGUGUGUUCUCUCUCUCAUACACACACACACACACUUAUGCAUACACACACAUACAAUAAAAAAUAAAUAAAACCUUUUGGCCAAGCACUGUACGUCCCAUUUUAAAUUCAAAGUAUGAAUUAUGACCAAGAAGCAUGGGCGUUUAUUUUAAGCAGCUGACCAUCAGGGAAAAGGCAACAAACCAACGCUGUGUCACGGACAAGUGACAGGGUACUCUGGCUCAUGUCUCGUAGAUGUGCUACAGCUGUCCCCUCUCCUGUGAGUUCUUUGGUAGACAGCUAGUGUGGUCAGUCCAUUAAAUGCUGUCUGUGAUAUGAUGUUCUGCAGAUCCAUGCACACAAGCCCCCAGCACGUCCCACUGGGUCUCUUGCCCUGGAGGAAACAGGCACGUGGCAUCCUUGUUGCAGACAUCCCAUCUUUGGCUGCACCCAGCUUCCUGUUGUGGUCCUGUCCCUAGUCCAAGAAAGAUGCCUCUUGAUACGUCUUGGAACAGAGAUAUGGUGGACGAGGAAACACCCUCUGUGCUUCUAUGCAUUGCUGUCGCUGCUGGGUGCUGCGUAGAGAGAGAGCAGUCCUGUGGCCUAACUUUCCGAACAAGGUGUGUAAGAGUCGCAGCCUCGUAAGUGCACAAGUUUAGGCCAAACAAAACAAAACAAGACAAAAAAAAAAAAACAAAAAACAAAAAACAAACAAACAAACAAAAAAAAAACAGAAAAAGACACAGUGCUUUGACUGCAGGAUGCAAUUAGGAGCUAUGCAGAAUGGGCUGGCCAACCUGGCCAUAGAACCAGGGUUUAUCUAGGUUUCACACCCAACUUUUAAUUCUCAAACCAAAUUUUUGCCUUGGUAAUGAUAGCAAAUAAUUCAUAACACAGUCGCUAUAUUUUAUUUUAAAAUAUUUAUUUUCUUUUUAAGUGUGUAUACACAUGUGCGUCUAUGUGUGGCUCUAUGCACAUGAGCAUAGAUGCCAAUGGAGGCCAGGAGAGGGUGGAGGCUGGCAUUUCAGGUCAUUGUGAGCCGCCCAGUGUGGUGCUGGGAACUGAACCUCUGCAGGAACAGCAAGUGCUCUUAACCACUGAGCAUCUAUCCAGCCACAUGCUUGUUUCUUCUUAAGAAAAUGAAAGGCAGCUAUGCUUUGUACCUCUAAGGAAUAAAAAAUAAAAAGCUAAUGAUCCCAUGAGGUAGAAAGGGAAAACAGUGCCACGGGGAGGCUGUCUGCUGUAGCCCUGUCAACAGGAACCACAGUUGAUCACUCUGUACAGGGUGGGCCCUAAUGCUGUUCUCACUGCCUUCUUUGCUGAGCUACCAAUUCUUCCAGACACAGCCCUCUGAAUAUCUUCUGCUGUUGUGCUCCAGCUGUAGAUCACCAGCCUGUGUUCCAAGGGGUUCCCUCUCCCCCCUUUUUUAAGGAGACAACACAGGGAUUUGCUGGCAGAAUGUCUUGAUGUGUGUGUGUGUGUGUGUGUGUGUGUGUGUGUGUGUGUGCCUACCUUUAUAGUCUUGCAUAGUGGGCACUGUGUCCACUAUGCAAGUAACUAAAUUAUUUAAUUAAUAUCAGAGCUAAAUGGCUUUCCUGUAUUUUCCUUUUCUUAAAACCACAUCUGACCAUUACCCAUGCUUCUGUAGUCAUGUCCAACCUGUGGUCUGUUGGUCAAGUUGGGCCAAGGAUGGGUAUCCGUGCUUCCCAACACAAAAUCAUAAACCCACUGUAAGCAUUUGGAGAUACUGUUUCUGAAACUUUUGUUUUGUACUUUGAUGACACCAUGAACUUUGUAAAUGACAACCUCAUGUCACAACGUCAAGAGGUUGAUCAAAAGACUUCCUAGAUCAAUUGGGUUGCAAUAGUGGAAAGAUCUAAACAUGUAUUUACCAAAUCGAUGCUUCAGACCUUGCAUUUAAAGAUACUGCCUUGAUGUCUUGAGAGCAGCCAUGGCAGGAGUAUUUACACCAUGGGAAUAGGCAAAAGCUACAGACCAACACUUGAUUGAUUGCUUUAUUUACACGAUCUUUCUGGAGAAGGUCACUACAGUGUUCCCAUUGCGGAUGAAAUUUCAGGCUAACAUACCUGUACCUACUACAUUGUGAAUGCACAAUGCACCAAAUUCAAGACUGAAUUAUCCAAUCCAGCAAAGACUUCAUUCAUACAAAUGAAGAAUGUGUGGAGUGCCAAAAUAUGUCUAUCUUUGUGUUUCCGCUCAUCCUGAAGAUUCACUCUGAGUCAUCAAGCCACACUCAGAUGGGAUGGCCCUGGCUCAUCAGAGGCUCAGCUCUGGAUACAAGUGUUUGUCACAAAUCAAUAAAAAACAAACAAAAAACUUCUUUGAGCACCAGUUGGCUGUGUGACAUGUAUAACAAAGAGUGUCGCGUGUUUUUAUUGGUGAAGGCCAUGCCGGUUGUCCUUUGCACUAGCAAUCGUGUGACAGCCCCGUGUGCCUGUUUAUAUGCUCUCUUUUAUUUUUGGAAAGCCAGUUGUUAAUAUUUAUCAGAAUAUUGGAACCACUUCAGGCAGCUGUGUGAUUGAAAGAGUGCUUGAGGGUCUGUGCCGUGGGAAACGUGCAACAACGCUGUCCCCACCACCACUGAGAUGGUGCUCCUUGGUCAUAGGCAUGGAUUACCCGGGGCACGGUGGCCUGACCAGUAGCAGACUCACCCUGUCAUAUCCUACCCACACUCCCCGCUCAGGAGAGCUCAGUAUGGCUCCAUAAACCCAUAAGUCUGCAGUCCCAAGGUGUUACUUUUCAGAGAGCAAGGAUCCUUUAUGGCUGGCAAAUUGCAAGUCCUCCUUCACUUUCUCUUGAAAUUUACAGCCCAUCUAACAGCCUGUGUAGGAGUCGGGAAAUAUCAGAGGCUGCCUCCUCUCAGUACGGAGCACACAGUUAUCUGCCAUCCCAACACGGAGUACCAGCAGGGACUAUUUCUGUUCCCUGAAAUCAAGCCCUUGGCAAGGCCUUUGGCCCAAACACUCUGUUCUUGGAGAUCUGAGAAUGAUGCGUUUCAGAAAUGCUCAUCCCAUACUGACGAGAGCAAGAUGACACUGUUCUGACCCAAAGACAAGAACUGUAGGACUGAGCAGACCUCAAAGACAUGGCAGCACAUCCGAUCUGAAGGUCGUGUGUACCGUGUCUCUGUACAUGUGCAUGUAUGUGCACGUUUACAUGUUUAUGUGUUCAAGGAGGAGUGUGCCGCAGAGUGCACCUGUGGAGGUCGUAAGUCGACCCUCAGGUGUUGCCCCCCUUGACUUCUACCAGGCUGUCUGGCCUGUGAGCUCUCUAGAGAGUGUUCUGGGUCUGCCUCCCAUGUCAGCACCGAGCACUGGGAAUACAGACACGUGUUAUCAUGUCCAGCUGUUCGUGGGUCCUGUGGGUCCGCACCCAGCUCCUCCCACCUUUGUGCACCAAGUUCUUCUCCCCCUGACCCACCUCCCCACACCCAGUCAUUUACACUACCCAGAUCAUUGUCUCUCCUGUCUCCCAAGCCUGGAGACUUAGUAAUGCCCAGGCCCCUUUGGGGGAAAAAUGAUUUUGAGCAAUUACACCUCUCUCCCGCUUACAUAGUCUCAUACAUUUCUUGUUAUUCUGGGUGAGUACUGCAUGCAGACAGAGGUUGCCAAUAAAGUUUAUUGUAGGAGCCAAGUGUCAAUAUCUGUAGUACCCCCCGCCUAGGGUGCUUGUAAUUAAAAUGCCACAGAUAGUCUGGGAGAGGCAUGAAAAUUUGAUGGCAAAUUGAUUUCAGGUUCAUCUUGAAGUUUGUCCUCAGCCGGACUCGAUACUCCUGGCAGCUGUGGGAUGGCUUUUGUCAAAAGGGUCUCCAGGAAUGAGACAGAGACGUCUUGUUCUGAAUAUUAAAUACAGCGUGCUGUUUAUGACAGGUUAUGUUUAGUGCUGAGUUGUACAGCUCCUUCUCUCCCACAUUCUCAUCCUGGAAAUGGGGAAGGGAGGCUUUCAGAACUCCGCUUCCCACGUGCAAAGAAAGAGUGGCUACGCUGACAGGUACGUUUGAAACACUGGCUCCGCACAUGGUGUGUUCUGUCCAAGAUUCUACGGGUCACAGAUGUAACUUGCAUUUACACAACCGGGCAUAACGGAAGCCAAGACAAUACGACAAGGAAGAUGGCCCUUCUUUGUAUUCUGGUAUUCUCUCAGAGUAGAAUGCGAAAGGGCCAUAGAGACAGAUGAAAGACUCAGUCUUGAGUAUUAUAAUUCCCAAAUUCCUAUAAACUUGCAUUUAUAUAUCACAUUAUAAGGGUCACUCCUUGUGAACUGUUCGUACAAAACUACGCUUUAGUGAUAAAGUUAUUAAAAACACAGGUUUGUUUCCAGAAUUUCAACUUGGAAAAGGUUGGCAAGAAAAAAUAA
Meriones unguiculatus (Mongolian gerbil) is the source of this 10161-nucleotide messenger RNA. RefSeq names its product WW domain containing oxidoreductase (gene Wwox). NCBI's taxonomy places the organism in Eukaryota, Metazoa, Chordata, Mammalia, Rodentia, Muridae. Gene Ontology annotation, molecular function: transcription coactivator activity; protein binding. The coding region runs from base 158 to 1282 and encodes 374 amino acids. Gene Ontology annotation, biological process: positive regulation of transcription by RNA polymerase II; hippo signaling. Gene Ontology annotation, cellular component: cytoplasm; nucleus. The transcript has 9 exons. The record is from RefSeq and is a predicted model, not a curated record.